UAUGCUCAACAACAGUUUGCUUUUAUAACAGCUACAACUAAGAUUCGAUACAACUAGUUCUGCGAUCAUCAACACGAUUUAAACAUAACGCAGUCUUUCGUGCAUCCAAUUUUAAAUUCGUUUAUAAACUUCAUAAUUUACCUCAUCAAAGUACCCACUAAAAUUAACAGUGGCCCUCUGGCCCCAUCUAAAGGACCCAAUUCACUUAACACCAACUGAAGAAAAGUGAAAGCAGUUUUGUCUUGUGAUGGCUGGGAGGGUCAAGCGGAUUUCUGGGUUGUUGUUGUGAACGAUCAGGCCUACAGGAGGAGACGGGGGUAAACCCGAGUUAAAGAUGGCGGAAAUCGAAGGAGAUGAGACUGCUCGGCCCGCUCCUCCGUCGUUGCUGCCCACUGAGUCCCGCGUAAACGAAUCCGAUAUGAUCGAGUCGACGGGCGAUUCAGGCAGCCGGACCCCGACCGUGCUUACUUCGGGUCCGCGCGUGGUUCGGAUAAUCAAAUCGGAGUCGGGUUACGGAUUUAACGUCCGCGGUCAAGUAAGCGAAGGCGGCCAACUGCGGAGCAUUAACGGAGAGCUGUACGCUCCUCUCCAGCAUGUCAGCGCCGUGUUACCCGGGGGCGCAGCAGAUCAGGCCGGAAUCGUAAAAGGAGACAGAAUAUUAGAGGUGAAUGGCAUGAGUGUCGAAGGGGCGACACACAAGCAGGUGGUGGAUCUCAUCAGGGCUGGACAGAGAGAGUUGGUGUUGACCGUCCUCUCGGUGCCGGCACAGGAGGCAGACGGGCUUGAGGUUGGUGACGAAGGUUCGGUGGCACCCAAUUUCGACUACAGCGACAAACAGGCCAUUCCCAUUUCAGUCCCUACAUACAAACACGUGGAGCAGCACUCGGAAAAAUUUGUGGUGUAUAAUGUGUACAUGUCAGGCAGACAGCUCUGCUCAAAGCGUUACAGGGAGUUUGCAAUACUUCAUCAGAACCUCAAGAGAGAGUUUUCCAACUUUACUUUUCCGAAGCUGCCGGGAAAAUGGCCCUUCUCAUUGUCUGAACAACAGCUGGAUGUGCGCCGGAGAGGACUGGAGGAAUAUCUGGAGAGAGUGUGCUCUGUACGAGUCAUAGGUGAGAGUGACAUUAUGCAAGAAUUUCUAUCCGAGUCGAAUGAGAAUCACAACGGUGUAUCGGACGUGGAGUUACGGAUAGCCCUGCCUGAUAAAACCACGGUCUCGGUGAGGGUCCGGAAAAACAGCACCACUGAUCAGGUUUACCAGGCUCUCGUUUUGAAGGUUGGAAUGGACAGCAUGAUGGCCAGCUACUUUGCUCUUUUUGAAGUUAUUAACCACUCAUUUGUACGUAAAUUGGCUCCUAAUGAGUUCCCACACAAGCUGUAUGUGCAGAACUACACCUCAGCGGUGCCUGGAACGUGUCUCACAAUGCGCAAGUGGCUUUUCAGUACACAAGAGGAGGAAUUGAUGCGAGAAAACCCAUUGGCCCUCCAUUACUGCUUUCAUCAGGCUCAGGAUGAUGUAAAGAAGGGAUUCAUUAAAGCAGAAGAUAAAGCCUAUCAGCUACAGAAACUAGCAGAACAAAGGAAGAUGACAAUGUAUCUGAGUCUCCUGCGGUCAUGUGAAGGUUACAACGAGGUGAUGUUCCCUCACUGUCCAUGUGACUCGCGAAGAAAAGGUCAUGUGAUCACGGCUAUCAGCAUGAAGCAUUUCAAACUGCACGCUUGCACGGAGGACGGCACUUUGGAGAAUCAGGUGAUACUUUUCGAAUGGUCGGAAAUGCAGAGAUGGGACACUGAUGAGGAGGGUAUGGCGUUCUGCUUCGAGUACGUGCGGGGGGAGAAGAAACCUCGCUGGGUUAAAAUUUUCACUCCUUAUUUUAACUACAUGCACGAGUGCUUUGAAAGGAUUUUCUGUGAGCUUAAAUGGAGGAAAGAGGUUGAAGAAGAAGCCUCGGACAAAGGAAAUAAGAACUGUAGUAAUAAUGAUUAUCUGUCCCCGCUGGAGCAACAGCAGGGCUGGCGCCACCUAGGGGGAGAGAUCGCCACCUCCUAAUGCUUCUUCUCCGAGUUCCCCUGUUGAACGCAGAAGAUGUGCUGGAUCAUCAAACUAGAAAGGACCACCAUAACGACCAUGCUACCACGGCAACACCCUAGCGACGCUAUACCAACCAUGUUUCCACGGAGACAAAAGUGUGCCUUUUCAAAUGCAGAGCAUUCCAUAUGGCAGCCAAGUCACUACGGCAACAUAUAACGCCAUUGUUAUCAUGGCGAAGGAGAUGCAUAACCGCGCUAAGAAGCUGUUUGACUCCACAUAAAGACCACCAAUGGGUUCUCCUGCCAUUUCAUUCAUACAUACUUUGAACUCACACAAAUACAUGUAAUGCAUAGAACAAGAACUAGAGAUCUUCCAUAUGCCUAUUGGUUUAGGAGACAGACUUUCCUUUAUUUCUGUUGGCUGGGAUUUUUUAAGCAUGUGCUAAGAAGAGUUAUAUUUGAAACUGCAACUAUCACAGUGAAAAUGAAGAUAUAGUGGAAGGCAAAGCCAUGCUUAAAAAAUAAAUAAAUCAGUUAAAUAGUGUAGCAAAUCGAUUAUUAUUAUUUGCCCACUGUUGCUGACUUUAGCUACCCCAAUACUUACUAAACACAUUUAUAGUUAUUUCCAUUUAAAAUAAAUGGGAGUAAGGAAGUCUCUGGGAGCACUGACAUAGGAAGUUUGUGUGUGAUUUUGUAACUAAAAUCAAGUAAAAAGGACAUCCCAAAUCAUUAUUGUGUAGCAUAAAACAUUUCAUUUUGGUGUAGUUUGGUUAAGAUACCUGUAGGGGGCGCCAGCAUCCUAUUACUCUCUGUGUGAAUGUGAAUGAGAGCCUGUUGUAUUUCCUUUUAUUGUUUGUUGGCUGUAGAGGGAACAGAACCGUUUUUGUGCCCAAGUUUAAUUUAUCGUUAGAGGAAAAAAAUUCCCUGGACUCUGAUCUGUGGGAAAUAGGGCCACAUCGCACCUGUUGAUUGGUAUAGAGAAGUGAAAGUCAAUGAGCAUGCUGGCCUAUAACCGCUUAAAUGUAACUGUUGGCUAUAGAUAACAUAAAUCCCAUGCACACAAACACACUGCUGUAAUGUUUUGAAAAGACAUGCACAUUUAUUGCAAGGCAGAAACUUCCACCAUUCCAGAAAUCAGCUAAUUCAGUGCUUAAGCCAACUUGGCUAGAAAGGCCGAUCAAUGAGUGAGGUUGUGAUGUAUGCGAGGUUGUGUGUAUGUGCUCUUAUAGGGUUGGAGUACAGUCUCCUUUAACAUUUGCAGCAACGUAGCAAACAUUGUCUUUGGUCUACUUAAAAAAUUGGCAAAGUUAUGAUUUUCAUGUUUAGGUUAUUAGUUCAACCAGUUAAAUGUAAAUAAAAAAUUGUGUGUGUUAUGGUUAUGUAAUUUGUCCUUUUGUCAGGAGUGCAGGUGUGACACUUCUGUUUAACUUUGCAAUAUUCACCAGCGCUAUAAAAAUAAUAUAGUUUGAUCAGUGUUUAUUUUAUCUCACUGUGCCCGGAAAAAAAAACAUGAAUGUACCAGAAUGUAUUUAUAAUAUGGAGGAUUAUUAAUAAGACUUUGUUAUUAACUUGACCUGCAGAUGAAGUUGAUUAUAAAAUUUAAGACACUAACCAA
Messenger RNA from Paramisgurnus dabryanus, 3646 nucleotides. RefSeq names its product sorting nexin 27a (gene snx27a). Gene Ontology annotation, biological process: intracellular protein transport; signal transduction; endocytic recycling. Gene Ontology annotation, cellular component: early endosome. Gene Ontology annotation, molecular function: phosphatidylinositol-3-phosphate binding; protein binding. The record is from RefSeq and is a predicted model, not a curated record. Lineage: Eukaryota; Metazoa; Chordata; Actinopteri; Cypriniformes; Cobitidae.